AUGGGAAGCGAGACUCCCCAGGGGGCUCACCUGCUCCUGCCGUCCCUUGCAGAGUGUCCCCGCCUCUUUUGGGGCCCGGAUUGCAAGGAGCUAUGCAGCUGCUACCCCAACGGGCAGUGUGAGGACGUGACGGGCCAGUGCACAUGCAACGCCAACCGCUGGGGCCCGCGAUGCGAGAAUGUCUGCUUGUGCAAGCACGGCAAGUGUGACCAGAAGACGGGCAAGUGCUCCUGCGAGCCGAACUGGUGGGGACCCCAGUGUGCCAGCGCCUGCUACUGCAGCCUCAACUCGCAGUGUGACCAGAAGACAGGCCUCUGCCUCUGCCAGCCGGGCUGGUGGGGGCGCACCUGCAACAACCAGUGCGCCUGCAGCACCUCACCCUGCGAGCAGUUCACGGGCCGCUGCCAGUGCCGCAGCCGCACCUUUGGUCCCCGUUGCGACCGUUACUGCCAGUGUCACAUGGGGAAGUGCAACCAGGUGGACGGGACCUGCACCUGUGAGCCAGGCUACCGGGGCAAGUUCUGCCGUGAGGCCUGUCCGGCUGGCUUCUACGGACAAGGCUGCAGGCGACGGUGCGGUCAGUGUAAGGAGCUGCAGCCGUGUACAAUUGUGGAUGGCCGUUGCCUGGCCUGCGAAGUUGGUUGGAAUGGCACCAAGUGUGACCAGAUCUGCUCCCUGGGCUUUUAUGGAGAGGGCUGUGAGCAGAUCUGCCCUCCCUGUAAGGAUGGCCACACCUGCAACCAUAUCAACGGGAAGUGUUCCCACUGCAAUCCAGGCUGGAUUGGAGACAGGUGCCAGACCAAAUGCCGCAACGGGACGUAUGGUGAGAACUGUGCCUUCGUCUGCAGCAGCUGUUUUAACGGGGAGUGCCACUUUGAGACUGGGAGGUGCCUCUGCCAGGCCGGGUUCCACGGGACAUUCUGCAACCUGACCUGUCCGACUGGCCAUUAUGGUGCAAACUGCACUGAGCUGUGCAACUGCCAUGAUGACACCUGCAACCCCUUCACCGGCAUGUGCCACAUGGAGGCCAAUCAGCGGAUGGGGCUCAUUGGUGCCGGAGUCCUCCUGACGUUUCUGCUCUGCCUCGUCCUCUCGCUGUUGUCCUGCUGUUGCAUUUGUCGAAAAAAGGAUCAGGCACGGGACAUUCGCCAGGACUUGGCUCAUAAAAAAUCUUCAAGGCGCCUUUGUGGACAGUUCAGCCAAAUCAGCUUGAAGCUGCCCCGGAUCCCCCUUCGCCGUCAGAAGUUGCCAAAAGUUGUAGUGGCUCAUCAUGACUUGGAGAACACCCUGAACUGCAGCUUCAUUGAACCUCCUUCUGUGGUCGAUCAGCCAUCACCCUCCUGGUCAUCCAGGGGCUCCUUCUCUUCCUUCGACACCACAGACGAAGGACCCGUCUACUGCGUGCCCCAUGAAGAGAGCGACCACAAGGAGCGCGUCUCGGCCCCGAGCAGCACCCUGGAGAAGGCGCCGCAGCCUCUGCGCAAGGGGCCGGCGGUGGCGGCGGAGGAGGAGGAGGCGGGCGAGUACACCGUCUUGAAGGAGGGCCCGGCGGACGGCUGCGAGGCGCCCCUGCUCAAGUCCUCGGACAGCGAGCGCUCCUCCUGCGGCUCGGGCUCCGUCAGCGGCGCCCUAUACGCCCGCAUCGCGCGCCUCUCCAAGCAGUCCCGGGAGGAGGAAGAGGCCCCCGCGGCGGAGCCCAGGCCGCCCAAGCCGCCCUCCCCAGAGCGGGCCAAGCCGCCCCCGCCGGACCCCUCCACUAAGCCCAAAGUCUCCUGGAUCCACCACAAGUACAACGCGGCCCAGAGCAACUCCCUGCCGGCCGCCGCCGAGCUGCAGGCGGAGCGCCGGCCCGGCCCCUCCAAGCGGAAGCGGAGCCCCGGCGAGGCCGCGCGGGCCAAGGAGAGGGCCCCCAAGCCCCCGCAGGAGCCCGGCAGCCCCGAGGGCCAGCCCGGCCUCGCUCAGGCCAGGCAGCGCAGCCGGACCGGACCGGAGCCCGCCGAGAACCUCAACGGUUCCCUGCACUCCGCGCUCAAGAGGAUGGGGGCCCCGGCGGCGGCGGAGAGGCGGCCGGCCGAGGCGCUCCGGAGCCCCGCGCAGCCCAAAGCGCCGCCCGGCUUCUCCGAGGCCGCCACGCUGCUGGCCGCGCAGCUGAAGGAAAAGACACAGAGCCUUCAGCGGGGCGAGACGGCCGCGCGGCCCAACGGCGUGAGCCCUCUGCCGGCCCAGCGGGAGAAGCCGGCGCCCCCGCAUAAGGCCAAGCAGUCGGCCGCCCCCGCCGGGCAAAAGGCCGGCAAGCCGUUGCUGCCCACCUCCGCCCCGCUGCAGAAACUGCUGGGGCCCGAGGCCAAGAGCGCGGAGAAGCAGAGCGCCGGCGGCAGCCCCGAGGCGACCCCCGCGCCCGGAGAGCCCGCGGCCAAGAAGACGCCCAUCAAGAAGCCGCCGCGCAAGAAGGGCCGCGAGGGGGCCGCGGAGCCGCCCAAGGCAGCCGCCAGCUCCCCGCAGACUGUACAGUAG
Molecule: messenger RNA, 2514 nt
Organism: Thamnophis sirtalis
Lineage: Eukaryota; Metazoa; Chordata; Lepidosauria; Squamata; Natricidae
Source: RefSeq, a predicted model, not a curated record